Acanthoscelides obtectus is the source of this 678-nucleotide messenger RNA. The record is from the annotation of a GenBank genome assembly. Lineage: Eukaryota; Metazoa; Arthropoda; Insecta; Coleoptera; Chrysomelidae.
ACAACAUUGUCACAUUUGCGAGCUUGAAGGUUUUUACGAGUUUGUUGGAAAGAAAAGCUAUUUUAAUAUGGAGGUUGACCCAGGAGGGUUCAAAGAGGAAGCAGUACCACUGAUAAUGGGGACGGAGCUGAGCGGCGGCGAAUCACGUUCAAAAACUGAAAACAUGGGCCCAUUAACGCAGAUGUCAUCGGAGCAGAAAACCAACGAGAAACUGAUGAUGAUUAUAGACGACCAGGCGAAGAAAAUCCGAGAACUCAUGCAGACAAUCAAGGACCAGACGGGUAAAAUUGUCAGCCUGACCGCCCAGUUCUUUCUAUUACAAGAGAAGCACAUUUGUAAGACAAGAUACAACCUACAUAUUUGUUGAAGAUAGGCAACGCGAGGCCCCAAGCCGCUCCAGUUUCGAAUGACUACCUAAUAGCAUCGCUAUCUCAAGGCAAUCACAUCACGAAUACUCAACUGCAGGCUGUGGUGGCGAGACCGAUUUUAAUUUGGGAAGGACUAAACCAAAACUAUCCUUAUGCACAUUUGAGUACAGGCAGUACAAUGUGGUUUCAGUUUAAACUGGUAUGGUAACUGCUCCAUAAACUUGACUAGAUGUAUAAAUAUGUAGUAGUAAUACCUUGUACAUAAAAAAUAAGCUACACAAAUACCGUAAAUACGAAGUCUAUAAAUUAA